AUAUAGGUGGGAGAGACAUGAGUCAAACAAUCACUCUAAAGAACGUGACACUGCGGCUGUGACAUGAGCUGUGAUAUGAGGUGCCCAGGGCAGCCACAGCAGACGAUGGUGGGCCUGACCGAAUCAGAGAGGCCACAGAGGCCCCCGAGGAAGUGACUUUUGAGUUAGGACAUGAAGGACAAGUGGGGGUUACCUGGAUAAAGGGUGAGGGGAACACUCCAAACUAAGGAAGCAGCCUUAGGUGGGAGGGAGUCUGAUCUGUUCUCACACUGGAAGGGACACCAGCUCUUCCCACCCCCCUCCUGUGGCCAGAGCAGUAAAGAUCUCAUCCUGGACCACCUGGAGCUCAUGUCCCUGCUGGAGAGGCCAGAGCCUCUUCCCAUCAAUGGGAGUCAGCCUCUCUCAUCAACGUCCUCCAGGAGGGUUUCUUUUCGGCAAGCGUGUCUACUUGGCACACAGUCACAGCUCUGGGGCCAGAAUCCAGCUGUGCUUCACAAGUGCAGGCCACCGCCAUCCCUUACCGCAGCCCACCUGGCUUGACAACAGCCUCCUCAUCACCCCUCACAGCCAGAGGACAGAGCUGACCACAUCACAGCCUGCUCAAACCCUUCAGCGAAGUCCUACCAUCAGUGGACAGAAUCUACACUCAAACUCUGGUCUGCACACUCCAGACACUCAACUUGUCUCAGGCUGGAGGUCACCCCCAAGAGCCCACCUUUCUUCAGCUGGACUGCAUGUGUUGAGGACUGCAGGCUGCAGGGUGGUCAUGGCCCAUGAAGACACACUACUUCUGAGGAUGUACACGACUCAGGGCUUCAGUCACACAGCUGCAGUGACAAAAUGGGGCUCCAAGUGUGCUGUACUCAGGAGCUCUACCCCAGGGCAGUCAGAUGCUGUUUGUUAUCACCAAGUUGAACACAAAGUCCACAAGCUUAAGUCCAUGAGCAGCAAAUCAAGACUGAAGACUUUCUCCUUGCAGUGCCCCAGUAAUUUCUUUGUUUCAAUUUUAUUAGGCAUAUGAGACCUUGUCUUCUUGUUGUUAAUAUCAACAUUUUAAUUUCUCUUCUUAUUAUUCAUUUUAAUGAAACAAGAGGGCAUGAUGCAAUAAAAAUAUUUAAGGAUAAUUGUACAAA
Messenger RNA from Bubalus bubalis (water buffalo), 1133 nucleotides. RefSeq lists its product as uncharacterized. The transcript is spliced from 3 exons. The record is from RefSeq and is a predicted model, not a curated record. Lineage: Eukaryota; Metazoa; Chordata; Mammalia; Artiodactyla; Bovidae. The coding region runs from base 386 to 1021 and encodes 211 amino acids.